AUGGCGGCAGUAGCAUCCAGUGAAUCUAUGCCUGGAAUGAACGAUGAGACUCCUAAAGCUGAUCAGGACAUGUCUGGAUUCUAUACGCGAUACUUCAAGAGAUAUGAAUUGUUGAUUGAAUUCAAAAACCUACAACAUCCAAGUCAAUGUCCGCCAGGGAUCUAUAUCAUGCCCUCGCCGGAUAAUUUGAAUGAAUGGUAUGGUUGUCUCUUCAUCCACAAGGGAUUUUACGCUCGAGGAGUCUUCAAAUUCGUUGUCAAGAUACCUGAGUCAUAUCCACAGCUGGCACCUUCAGUGACCUUCUUGACUGACAUGUUCCACCCAUUGAUUGACCGAUUCGGAAACAUGGACAUAUCCCAUCAUUUCCCAACAUGGAGGCCACGCAAGGACUUAAUUUCUCAUGUACUCAAAUAUGUCAAGGAGUGCUUCAAGGAAUCGAUACUCUCUAAGCUUGAUGAAAACUCGGUGCCAAACAAGGACUCACUACAUAUGUUUGUUCACGAAAGACCACUAUUCGCUAAAUUAGCAGCCCAAUGUGCAACGCUAUCUGUCUCAGAUUCCAUUCUGUAUGAUUCAUAUUUGCCAAACAAUCCCGUCAAGUUUGCUCCCAUCCAAGAAUCCCAAAUCCAAGCCAUAUUGAAACAGUUGGAAGAGAAUAAUUCGUAA
Messenger RNA from Synchytrium microbalum, 666 nucleotides. RefSeq lists its product as uncharacterized. The record is from RefSeq and is a predicted model, not a curated record. Bases 1 to 666 code for a protein of 221 amino acids. Lineage: Eukaryota; Fungi; Chytridiomycota; Chytridiomycetes; Synchytriales; Synchytriaceae. The transcript has 8 exons.